This is a messenger RNA of Cuscuta campestris, 1045 nucleotides long. NCBI's taxonomy places the organism in Eukaryota, Viridiplantae, Streptophyta, Magnoliopsida, Solanales, Convolvulaceae. The record is from the annotation of a GenBank genome assembly.
GUAGUGUAGCUCGAGAGAGUCUCUCGGGAGGCUGGAUUAGCCACAAGUUGUGGUGAACCAGGGUAAAAUUCGGUGUGCCUUUUUACUCUUCUCUUUACUUCUCUUUUAAUUUCUUAAUUUCCUGCGAUUUCUCCGAUCAAACGCUAUUCACCCCCCCUCUAGCGUUGGUCACUUAUUCUAACAAUUGGUAUCAGAGCCUAACUCGCGUCCAAACUUAACCGUUUGAGAGUAAAGCGAUCAUGGGUUCUUCUUCUAGAAAUCUUUAUGCAGGAAUUGGAGAAGGUCAAUCAACCUCGAGGCCACUGCUCUUUGAUGGCACCAACUACACAUAUUGGAAAGAGCGGAUGAGAAUUUAUAUCCGCUCAACCAACUUUCAGUUGUGGUUGGUCAUCAAGAAUGGCGAGGAAAUUCCAAUGAAGAAGGUCGAUGAAAUACUCGUCCCAAAGACCGAGGAUGAAUUUGAUGCCGAAGACAUCAAAAAGGUGGAGAACUACGCCAAGGCAAUCAACAUGCUGUAUUGUGCGGUCAAUCCUGAUGAUCAUCGUAAGAUUUCUUGCUGCACCACUGCCAAAGAAAUGUGGGACAAGCUAGAGGUCACAUAUGAAGGUACGGACCAAGUUCGGGAAGCCAAAAUUGACUUCCUAACGCAGGAGUACGAGAUGUUCAGGAUGAAGGAAGGAGAAAAGAUCGAUGACAUGUUCGAUCGGUUUUCAAAAAUCAUCAACGACCUGCACGCUCUCAAGAAGACGUACACCAAAAGGGAUCUCGUGAGGAAAAUCCUGCGAAGCCUCACACCCGAAUGGAGAUCAAAGGCAGAUGCAAUUUAUGAAUCCAUCGGAGUCUCAAAUGUCACCAUCGACGGGCUAAGAGGUAAUCUCAAAACUUAUGAAUCUACUAUCCUAACCCCGUCUUUGGAUGAACAAAAGAAGAAAGGUAUAGCGCUGAAAGCAACCAAGGAGUCCGUGGAAGAAGACUCAAGCGAUGAUGACAACGAGUUCGGACUCGUCAUCAAGAAAUUCCACAAAUUCAUGAAGAAAGAAUUUGA